GCGGAAUCUCACUGGCUCCCGCAGCGAGGCUCCCAUUCAGACCCGAGUGAGGCCUGCGAGCCGCGGAGGUCGCCAUUGGGCUGCUUUCUUGUCCGUCAGAUUUGGGAGGGGCGUCUUGUUUUUUUUUUUGUGUGUUUUUUUUUUUUUGUUUUGUUUUUUUAUAUUUAUUUAUUCCCCUGUUGCCUCGGUACGGAAGCCGAGCGGGGACCGGCUGGUUACGCAGCGGCCGCGGGUCACCACCCGAGAGAAUGGCGGCUGGAAUCUGCUCCGGGUCGCGGUGAAGGGGGUGAGAGAGAGAGAGAAGAGGAGACAUGCCGGAGAUGGUGAAGAAAAAACAAAGAGACGCAAGUUCUGUGAUUUGGUGUCGCUGCUUGUGUUGCUUUCCCCCACAGCCUAAGAAAUUGUGCCUGUAGUUUUUAUCAAACCCCACGUUUCCACUUUCAGCGUUCUCGAUGGAGCAAGUUUGUUUUUUUGUGAUGCACACAUGAGGGCUGAGGGAAGCUGAUGAAAACCCCGCACGGUCCACAUCAUCGGGCGAUAUUUUCAUCUUCCCUGUGCGCGUUUUUUUGGGGGGUGGGUUCGGGGGAACAGCUGCAGUCCACGGAUGCCAGCGUUUGGCCUGUCUGCGAUGGGGAAGAAUUUCCACAAUGAAACCCUCCGAGUCUUUGUGCUCUGCAUUAGUUGAGCAAUGACAGCGCUGUUGACGAGCCCGUUCAAAACGGGACGCGGAUGGUGAGCGCAGUGGGGAGGGGGGGGGAGGAAACAUUUUGACUUUAUUUCAAUGACGCGUGGAGAUUGAUAUCCCUUACCAGCUGAUUAAAAACCCACGAUGCGCGAGUAUAAAGUGGUGGUCCUGGGCAGCGGUGGAGUCGGGAAAUCAGCCCUCACCGUGCAGUUUGUCACCGGGACGUUCAUCGAGAAGUACGACCCCACCAUAGAGGAUUUCUACCGCAAGGAGAUCGAGGUGGACUCCUCGCCCUCGGUGCUGGAGAUCCUGGACACCGCCGGUACGGAGCAGUUCGCCUCCAUGCGGGACCUGUACAUCAAGAACGGACAGGGCUUCAUACUGGUCUACAGCCUGGUCAACCAGCAGAGCUUUCAGGACAUAAAGCCCAUGAGGGAUCAGAUCAUCAGAGUGAAAAGGUACGAGAAGGUCCCCGUGAUCCUGGUGGGAAACAAGGUGGACCUGGAAAGCGAGAGGGAGGUGUCGUCCGGCGAAGGCCAGGCCCUGGCAGAGGAGUGGGGCUGCCCCUUCAUGGAGACCUCGGCCAAAAGCAAAACCAUGGUAGACGAACUGUUUGCAGAAAUCGUUCGGCAGAUGGACUACGCCGCCCAGCCAGACAAGGAUGACCCCUGCUGUUCCUCGUGCAAUAUACAAUAACCCCCCUGGGGGGUCUUUUGACUUACAGGAGACAGACUGGCUCUUAGACACACACACACAUGCACACGUCAGCUACAUUUAGGACAAAUUCACGUUUGAAUGCAAUUGAUAUCAGCUCAGCGGAGCAUAAAAACUCUCUGACACGAUAAUUAAUAAGGACAGGUGAGUAGCGCAUACAUCUUGGAUGAGAAAAAAACAAAGGAUAUGCCACAAGAGAAUUUGACAAACGAUAAAGUGGAACAUGCCCUCGCCUUAUGUUAGUUUCUUUGUUGUUUGUUUUGAUCUGUUCAGGUAUUGAGGAGACAGAUCCUUGGCAAAUAAUCACAGCCUGCAGUCUUCACACAGAGAUCCAUUUCUCUUUUUCCACAACUUGACUCCACAUGAAUCUAAUAAAGCUUUCCUGGAAACCACCCAUUUCAGAUAUUUCAGAGUACUAGAGAUGCCAUAUGUAAUUUUUUUUUUCCUCCAGUUUAGUUUGUGCAGUUUUUCUACUCAUCACAGGGCUUAAAUACAGGGGUGACCUGAAGGCGCCUCCAUUUUCUAAUACUAUUUUUUUUUUCAGUUUAUCAAAACAGCAUCGGAAA
Molecule: messenger RNA, 1965 nt
Organism: Poecilia latipinna (sailfin molly)
Lineage: Eukaryota; Metazoa; Chordata; Actinopteri; Cyprinodontiformes; Poeciliidae
Product: ras-related protein Rap-2a
Exons: 2
Coding region: 830-1381 (183 amino acids)
Biological process (GO): Rap protein signal transduction
Cellular component (GO): membrane
Molecular function (GO): GTPase activity; GTP binding
Source: RefSeq, a predicted model, not a curated record